CAAUGGCUGCCUUGUCAACUUCUUCUUCUUCUUCUCAAUACUCAAAAUUCUCAAAUUACUACCACUGUUCAAACAUCUUUGUUUUGAUUAUUAUUUUUCUUGUUAGCUCCUUAUUAUUAUUGAGUAGUAGAACUAAUGCAGCUGCUAGUAACAACUUUUCCGAAGAUGUAGACAUUACUUGGGGAGAUGGGCGUGCAAAGAUACUAAACCGAGGCAAAGUUGUGACUCUAUCACUUGACCAAGUUUCUGGCUCAGGCCUUCAAUCCAAGAAUGAGUUCCUUUAUGGGAAGUUCGAUAUGAAACUCAAGCUUGUCCCUGGCAACUCUGCAGGCAUCGUCACUGCUUAUUACUUACGGUCAGAAGGGUCAACAUGGGAUGAGUUGGACUUUGAGUUCUUGGGGAACCUAAGUGGUGAGCCAUAUAUUGUACAUACUAAUGUGUACAGUCAAGGAAAAGGUGAUAGAGAGAUGCAAUUCUAUCUAUGGUUUGACCCCACUGCUAAAUUCCACACAUAUUCCAUUCUUUGGAACCAAGCUCAUGUUGUAUUUUCCAUUGAUGGGAAACCUAUAAGGGAGUUCAAAAACAUGGAAGCAGGUUUAGGCGUGGCGUACCCAAAGAGCCAAGCAAUGAGAAUGUACUCGAGCCUUUGGAACGCCGAAGAUUGGGCCACGAGGGGUGGGCUUGUGAAGACCAAUUGGACCGAGGCCCCAUUUGUUGCCACGUUGAGGGAGUUUAAAGCCGAUGCCUGUGUUUGGUCCAAUGGAGUUUCUUCGUGCAGUAAUUCUAGCUCUGAGAAUCAACAUGAAUGGCUGUCUCAAGAACUUGAUUUCAGUAGCCGAAAGAGACUCAAAUGGGUCCAGAAUAAGUACAUGGUUUAUAAUUAUUGUGCAGACACUAAACGGUUUCCUCAGGACCUUCCUUCAGAAUGCUCUGUCACCAUUGAGUGAGUGAUUGUAAAAUAUGGAAAUAAUAAAUUUUGAAAACUUAAAGAUGAAUAAUCCAUUAUCUUUUUGGUUGUUGAAAAUACUCUCCUUUUAAAUUUUUAUAUGAUAUUCUUCUUUUUUUUUUUGUUUUUGUUUUAAUCUCUCUCGAAUU
Messenger RNA from Humulus lupulus (European hop), 1095 nucleotides. RefSeq names its product xyloglucan endotransglucosylase/hydrolase protein 22-like. Gene Ontology annotation, cellular component: apoplast; cell wall. Bases 3 to 947 code for a protein of 314 amino acids. Gene Ontology annotation, biological process: xyloglucan metabolic process; cell wall biogenesis. Gene Ontology annotation, molecular function: hydrolase activity, hydrolyzing O-glycosyl compounds; xyloglucan:xyloglucosyl transferase activity. Lineage: Eukaryota; Viridiplantae; Streptophyta; Magnoliopsida; Rosales; Cannabaceae. The record is from RefSeq and is a predicted model, not a curated record. The transcript is spliced from 3 exons.